Molecule: messenger RNA, 918 nt
Organism: Dermacentor andersoni
Lineage: Eukaryota; Metazoa; Arthropoda; Arachnida; Ixodida; Ixodidae
Source: RefSeq, a predicted model, not a curated record
AAGCACGGCCUCCUCAAAAUAAGAAAGAAAGGUGCGUUCCUCGAGGAUUUGUAUCACUUGUUGACCCGCAUGGUCUUAAGCGAUAUUUCCACCUUGACGUGGUGCGGUGCCACGGUUCAUUCGGGAUGCGGACAGUCUGUACAUUGGCUCUAAUUACUGAAUUCCGCUGAAAGUGAUAGGACCGAAGCAACUCAUACAAAAUAGGACACCACGUCUCUGUCCAAACGUGCUUAGCAUGUGAUGUUUCCGUUUCUGACAGACGGCAGCAGUGGCCCACGCUCGUGUGUCAACGGGAGCGGCAGCAGCAUCUAUGGCUCGUCUACGGCGCCUAGUGGCGGCUCAGGCCGGCUGAAGUGUGUGGUGUGCAGGCGGGGCUUCAACUCACGAAGCAACCUGCGUUCGCACAUGCGCACACACACGCUGGAGAAGCCCUUCGCGUGCAAGUUCUGCGGCCGCUCGUUCAGCCAGUCCUCGACGCUUAGGAACCAUCUGCGGCUGCACCCCGGUGAGCGACCGUACAAAUGCCUGGUGUGCCAGCGUGCCUACAGUCAGUUGGCGGGACUGCGUGCUCACCAGCGCAGUGCUCGGCACAGGCCUCAGAGCGGCGCUCCUCCUGGCAGGGAGUUUGGCGACGAGGGAUGUGGUCGUGACGAAGUCAGGUCCCGGAGAGGGCCGCUGCCUGAGGUGCCCACUCGGAAGGAACAGGCCCUGCCCUUGUGCCGACCCCAAGGACCCGCGACAGCGAACCCAUUGCAUAGCUCCCUGCUCUCUGUUCUGACCGCUCUCACCUCUGCUACUAAGAGGGCGCCAAGUUCUAGCAGUUCAACAUCGAGCAGCAAGGUUUAUUCUAUCACGUUACUCUCGCACAGAUUCUGUCUCCGAAAUGCUCGGUUUGCUGAACUUGCCUACGCUCGCUGA